This is a messenger RNA of Austrofundulus limnaeus, 8508 nucleotides long. Its product is annotated as protein phosphatase 1 regulatory subunit 29. Gene Ontology annotation, molecular function: protein binding. The record is from RefSeq and is a predicted model, not a curated record. NCBI's taxonomy places the organism in Eukaryota, Metazoa, Chordata, Actinopteri, Cyprinodontiformes, Rivulidae. Gene Ontology annotation, cellular component: plasma membrane.
AUCCAAGAAACCAUCCAGUCAAGUCAAGCACAAGUAAAGCUAACAGAGAGUGAGACCAUGAAGACAAGUUGUGGCUCCUAAACUUCCAGUUCAACAACUUGUGACAUAAAAUGGGUCCACUGCUAAUCACAAGGAUGCUGAGACUGUCUCUGUGAAGGCUUCAACAAACCCAGACCCAGUUUUUAGGGGAUAUUUUUUCUUCCUGUUUCUUUGUUGUUUUUCCCUCUUUUGCAAACACAUCCCUCCGAAUCUUUGCCCUGAUUAUAGCCUCUAUUCAACAUCAUUUCUUUGCACUGACAUCAUGCAGCCUGCUUCUGGAGCCUCUACUCUCCUCCCUAUUUUUCUUCCCUGCAUACUAUUCUUCUCCUGUUUCCCCGACAUGGCCAGUGGGGACUGCUGGCUUAUUGAGGGGGACAAAGGCUACGUUUGGCUAGCUAUAUGCAGUCAGAACCAGCCACCCUAUGAGACUAUACCCCAGCACAUCAACAACACAGUCCAUGACCUGAGGUUGAACGAGAACAAGCUGAAAGUGGUGCUUUUCAGUAACAUGUACCGCUUCACAAACCUGACUGACCUAAACCUCACCAAGAAUGAAAUCAGCUAUGUUGAGGAUGGAGCCUUUGCAGCACAAGCCAAUCUACAGGUUCUUCAGCUGGGCUACAACAAGUUGACAAAUUUAACUGAAGCUAUGAUGAGAGGGCUUGGACGCCUGCAAAACCUCUUCCUUCAGCACAACAUGAUUGAAGUCAUUGCCAACAAUGCGUUCUGGGAGUGCCCUAGCCUCAGCAGCAUUGACUUGACAUCCAACAAACUCACUCGCAUUGACCCGUCCACAUUCACAGUUCUUAGUCGUCUGUUGGUGUGUGAACUGGCUGCGAACCCUUUCCACUGUGGCUGUGACCUGUAUGGCUUCCUCACCUGGUUAGAAUACUUCAACAAUGUGUCACAUACCUAUGAUCGCCUUCAGUGUGAGACACCCCGAGAAAUGUUUGGCUACCCCUUACUAAGUCCUUUUGCUUCUGGCCACGGUGGUCGAAAUGCCAAAAACAUUCUGUUCCACCAUUGCAAAGAUGGUGUGAUGAUCCCAGGAAUGACUUCUCUCCCACCAGACCAGGAUGGCCCUUCUGGGAUUGGACCGGAGAUGUUUCCUUUUUACCUCCAGCCCACCACCUCGCCCUCAUCUGCUGAUGACGGUGUCAGUCCCAGCAUCAAGCUCCAUCAUGUUUCAUUUUCCACAGCCUCUCUCAUUGUGAAGAUUCCAAAGCCUUUCAGCAAAAUGUACAUCCUCACACAGAACAAUAACACGUUUGUAUCCGAUGUCAUGAAUUUGAAAAACAAGAAGGAGUUGAUCAAACUCCAGAAGCUCAAGCCUAACAACAAUUAUACCUUCUGCGUAGCCUCCAUCCGCAACUCACAGCGUUAUAACCACACCUGUCUCCAGUUUUCCACUCGGGGGCAAAAUUCGGAUGAUUUGAUUCCCACAUCUUCAACCACUACACACUACAUAAUGACCAUUGUCGGCUGCCUUUUUGGUAUGCUUAUUAUUUUAGGAAUUGUCUACUACUGUCUACGCAAGAAGCGGAUGCAUGAUGAGAAGAAGAAGUCCAUCUGUGUCAAGAAAACUAUACUGGAAAUGCGUUACGGGCCUGAGGUGGCAGCAGCAGUAGCGAAUGAUCCGUCGGCAGUCCAUAAGCUUCAGGAGCAGUCCAGAGAACACCAUCAGUAUCAACACCACCAUGGAGGAAAAAUGUCCACCUCCUCAAGCUCUGGCAUGCUCCACUCAGCCAACACCACCUCCUCAAGGCUCUCUGCUAUCCCUCAAGUAGAAAAGAUAGCAAGUGCUUUCUCAGAAGCCAUGGCUACAGGCAAAGGAAACUAUAUGGAUGUAAGAACUGGAGGAGCGGGAAUGGACAGAGUGGGAGAUGGUGGGCAUGGAGGGAGGAGGGGGGAUGACAUGCGUGACGAUGAUGGAACUGACCUCGGCGAUGACUCGGAUGAUGACGGUCGUGGCUCUGCCUCAGAGAUCUCCACCAUUGCCAUGGAGGUAGACAAAGUGAACCAGAUCAUUAACAACUGUAUUGAUGCUCUGAAGCUGGACGCAGCAGCUGUUGCUGCUUCAGGCACUUCAAACAACCCCACUGCUUCCUCUAAUCCCACCUCCCCUCCACCCACCAGCACGUCCUCGCUUACUCGUGGCCUAAUCCCCCUUUCAACUGGCCUGGCGGAGUCAUGCCAGAGUCAUGCUCCCAAUAAAAUACCGCCUCCUCCACCCCUUCCUGCAUUAAAUACCCCUCUCUCUGAACGUCCAGGCAUCAGUGGUGGUGGUUUUGUUGUUUCUCCUCCGUAUAGGCAUCCUCCUCCAGCUACUGCUGCACGUCCCAUUCAGAGGCAAAUGAGUGCAGAUGCAGCUGCUGUGAUGGCAAAUGCUGUCAAGAAGCAGAGCAGCACCACGUCUUGUGGAUCCGUGGGUCGAGACAGGGACCGAGGAGCAGCUAGGGUGUACAGCCUAGAUGUUCCUGAACCAAGGAGUCCUGAUCCCUGUAGUCAGCAGCAGCUGCAGUUCCCAGACCGAGCCAGUCCUGUGGGCUGUGGGGAGCCUCUGGAGAGGUUACCUUUAGUGGGGAGUGGAGGCUGUGGUGGAGGGGGUGGUGGCGGUUGCGACAGUGGUGGUGUUGGUGCCCAACAUCAGGACAACCAGAAGUCGCACCACUACCAUCAGCAGCAGCAAAUACAGCAGCAGCAGCAGCUGGAGGUGCAGCAGGACUACCACUGCUCGGAGCACCGCCACUCCGUCCCAGCUCUCUACUACCAAGGGUCGCACCAGGGCUCCCCUGCCCAAAGAGUGUCUUUUCUAAAACCUUUGACGCGCUCCCGCAGGGACGCAGCCUCCUAUUCCCAGCUUUCGCCUGCUCGCCACCACUCCAGUUACUCGGGGUACUCCUCUAGUCCAGAGUACUCCUCAGAGAGCUCGCUGCGGAUCUGGGAGCGUUUUCGUCCAUACCGAAAAGGCCCGCGUGACGAGUCCUGUUACGUGACGGCCGGAAAUGCUCUUCGAAAGAAGGUGCAGUUUGCUAAAGGCGAGGACCUACAUGACAUUCUUGAUUAUUGGAAGGGUGUAUCUGCUCAGCAGAAGUUGUGACUGGGAAUCAGAGUUGAGCAGCGUGUGAAAAAGAGUUAUAGUACUUCUUUUCCUGAUCAGCCCAUGGGCCAGUGAAACRAUUUGAAGUUUAUAAAGAAGAAAAUGUAGGUCAAAUUUUGCCUUUGGGGAUUUUUUCUUUUAUUUUUUUGGCAUGCUAGGUGUAUAGAAUAUUGUGCUUAAAGCAAGAACUUUAAAACUGUGCCUGGGAUCGGAGAGUCAUUACAGUGUUUUGUUUUACACUUCUUGGUAGCACUUUUACAUUCUUAAUUAGUGUUGUGGGUUUUCUUUAUUAUACAGGGAACAAAUGCCAACUUUGUAAUUUAGUACUUUUUGAUCUUAUCAUGCUCUGUGAUGCUAUUUUUUAUUUUACCAGUGCCAUGUUUCAUCUCAAGCUUAAAGCUUGUUUGAUCCAAGGUGUUACCCAUUGUGUGUUGGAUUCCACAUCCAUUUGCAGCUUCUAAAAGAAGAGUGAAUUUGACAGGAUGGGUUAGGUGGAAUCAGUGCUCUGUAAUAAUUGACGGCAGUUAACUGGGUACAGUUUGCCUGUUUCUCUGUCCAGACACCUUGUAAGGCUGAGGUGUUUUUUCAUCACCAAAGCUUUUGCUUGUAAAAAUAAAUUGAAAGUAAACAAGUUUUCAUUAAAUGAGCGAUAAGAAACAAGACAAACAAGGUUUAGAUUGCGUAACAGGAAAGGAAUGAUGAGAUAUAAAUAUUUGAAAAAAGAUAGAAUUUCUUCCAGAGUGUGAUUAAAGAAUGAGAUAUGGCCUUUUCAAAUUUGUGGCCAUAUUUGGAACCAAAUACCAGAAAAUUUAGUUAAGAAUAUUUUCCCUGAAAGGGAAAAGUCUAGAUCUCUUGAAGUGGGUUUUUAUGAGAAAGAUAUGAACAAGAUAUAUUUUACAAAUUGUAGAUUGCUCUUUGAAGACCUGCAGUUUGGAGAAAUGAACUUCAAUUCUGACUGAAUAAAGGAGCUAAAUGCUAAUAUGAAUGGGUCAAAUCUCAGAUUGUUGCCAACUUAAACCAACUCUAAUUUAAAAAAUCAGUUCAGCAAAUUCAAUUAGACUUUAUACUCAACCAUUUGUUUUGCAUUAGUUACUUAUUUCAGAAGAAAUAAUAUUAUGUCCCCGAAGAAGUGUCCCAUGCUGCAGAAGAAGUGCUACAGCUACCUGCUGCUGCUGUUUGUGUUUGCACAAAAAACAUAGAAAUGUAAAUAAUCAUCAGUGAUAGCGAUUUAAAGGUUUAUAAGUAGUUUUUUUUUAGACUGGAGUUGUCUCAAAAUGGCAGCAAUUUGAUUUGGUCUUGGUCCCGCUUGGACCACCUGUUAGCUCAUCAGUCCAGAGUUAACUACAACAGGUUAGAUAUUCAUUGUUCACAUUCUUUCCCACAAAACUGCAUUUCAAAAGUUCCAACAUGUCUCUAUAAGUGAUACUUAUCAUUGUAAUUUAAUUGCAUACUUACAACAGUAAUGAAUCAGCUUCUAGUGUAUGCCUUUACAACAAAUCUACAAGAAAUGUAAAAUACAAAAUAUAUGGCAUUGACCAAAAGUAAACAAAAGCAGUAGAAAGAGGGGUGGAAAAGAAACAAUCAGAGUGAUACAUUUAAUUGUGUCUACAGUGAAUGUAGGUGAAUCCAAAACUUACUAUGGGGAGAUCUGUUGUCAUUGUUUUGAAACAAGUACCACGGUACAUUCCAAAUCCUUUCUCUAACYUUAAAAAUGAACGAGGCACAGUGGAGAAAGGACACUUUUGAUUACUGCCAAUGUGUCUGCUCGUUUCUGGAAAUCAAUACUAUUUUUGUCUAUAACUGACCUAAUUAACUAACUUGUGACGGGCAUGUCCACUUACACUUUAUGCCUCAUAAUUGUGUGUGUAACUGUUUGGUACACAGUGGUCAUUGUAAGCAGGUGUUGGCAUGCCGUGUCGGAAUAUCUUGUAUAUGCCCAAACUGACAUAAAUUAUUAUUUGUUGGUAUUUUGCCCUGUGGCUGGUUGUCUGAGUCUGAACAAUGCUAGAUUAUUAACGGCAUGUACAAAUGUACAGAUGUCAUACAUGUUCAUUGAAAUUGUUACUGAAAUGUGACGAUCCACAAAUCUACAGCUCUUCUUGCUAACACAGCCAUUUCUUUGUCAUUUUCUUAAUUAUUUUGUAUAGGAACAUUGCCCUUUUUUUGCUUUUUCUUUUGAAGUAAUCUACUUAUCAUAUCCCUGUAUGAUGUGUCAUCAACAUUUGGACUUCCUGUCAUCGGAGAAAUCCAAUCCUCAAAAAGUGAAUGUUUAAUUUGUGGCCAUGGCUUCCCAUUUCACUUCAAAGCUGCCUUGUAAAGGGAACAUUUUAAACUUUUUCUCCAAUAUUCACUUGGUUUUCAGACCUUCCCUGCUCCCACAGGUCCAAUAAGGUGACAAUAUGUGAGCAGGAUGCUGAACUGAGCAUGCUCUGAAUGUACUAAAUUGGAAACAGAAUAAAACAUUUUUUGAGGGAGGACACGAGGUCACGACAUAUAUCAGCAUUUUAGGUCUUAGCUUCGGUUGCUGAUUUUUAGCACAUUAUUUAAUCUUGGAAGUGAAGGAAAAGGUGAGUGGGACGUAUGUAAAAGUAUGUUGAUGUAACUCAGAAAUUAUUUAUUUUUUCCUUUUGUUUGUUAAACACAUUUCCUGAUUUUUUUCCCCAUUCUGUAAAAACAUGCAUAUUCAGAGUCAGAGUUUACAUCAUGAUCCACCUUGGAAAUUGUAAGUUUCUGUCAUCUAAGAUCUCAAUUAUUUUCACUUGAAAAGGAAACUUUCACCAGAUCUUGGAAGUUUUGGAAUUAGAUUUUUAUUCUAUUUAUUUAUUAUUUUUUAUUUCUACAAGCAUCUAAUCAAACAGAAGAAACAUGGUGCAUUAAACCCAAAACAGUCUCAACUGCCAUUACAAGUUUACAGAAACCAACACUGAGUUUAAUCCAGUUCGAUCAUCAUUCCAUUCAUUUUCAUCGACCUGAAAAAAUAUACAGUCAAAUGAAUGAAAACAUUGUUUGUUACUAUUUUCAUGGAUGAUUUCCUUUUCUCAUAUUUCUAUUUUUAUAUGCACAUUUUGCUUAUCUGUGUGUUUUAUCAGGAAAUAGACAUUCAGGUGAUAGACGCUCAACUGCUCUUCUGCUCAGACUUCAUUGAAAAGAUUUGAAGGGACCACUGAGGGCACUUUAAAUUUGAUGUGAGUGGAUAGUAUUUUCCAAAGUAAUUUCAAGAUUCAUAAAUAUAACUUUAAGAAUGACCUGAAGGACUUUAUAAUGUUUAUUUCAUGUUGCACAAACUAUAUUUGAUGUUUUAAACUAAAUUGUUCAAUUUAUUGUCCCUGGAUUUAAAGGGUGGCUGUCAAAAUUAUUAUUGUUUUUGAUUCGUUAAAAAUACCAAAUAUAGGAGCUACAAGCAGAUGCCACUCUAAAAUCUCUCAAUGAUGCAUGCCUGGAGCUGUUUUGUCCCUGAAAAAUAACGUCACUGAGAGAAAAUAACGUCAGCCCARGUCCUCACAAUCUCCAGAAGAGUGGCCUGCAUAGAGAAGGACGGUGGUUUUUGUAGCACCAUCCGUGUUUGUCUCAAAACCACAGAGARGCGAGAUGACGCUUGUUGAGUUAUUAAUGUUGAAUAGUUUUGUCAGGGACGGCCUUGGUUUACUUAAUGAUGUCUGGAUGUUAUAAAAAAAAAACUACCAGACAUCUUUCAGUUUCAGCCUUUUAUCAUUGAAAAACGACAACUAAUAAACAGGUUUGGUGCAGCUGAAAAAUAAAUGUAUCUGCAUCACGUUAAAAUAKCAAGUUCAUGUCUGCUUAUUUGCUGGUUUUAUGAAUACGCCUUUUGUUGUUUCUGUUAGAAAUAUUCAUAUUUAUUUUGAAAGGAAUUGUGUACGAGAAGCCGAAUGUUAAAUGUUAACAUGUUAAAAUAGAGACUAAAUGAAACUGAUAUCAAAGUAUAAAAUACAAAACUUCAGUUAAUCAAAAGUGUGAAAAAUCCUAUUUCUUUCAUAUUUCAUUGAUACAUUAUUUUUUUCUUAGUGUAAUCAAAGUCUGUAGUUCAGCUUAUUUCUCAAACUGGGGUUUAUUGCCUUAAGUGAACAUUGUAUUCAUGUGAGUAAUCCUUACAUCGCUCUCAGUCCCAGUCAAAAAGCUCCUAUAUGAGAAAUCAUCAUUUCCAGGUAAUCUGUGAAUGUCUGACGUAUCAGAGUGACUUUUUUUUUUAUCAUUGAUCUUCCUUUUCCUCUUUUUCUUCGCCAUAAAAGAAGAACAGACGAUGAAAACACAAUGAACAGUCAGGAUGAUUCACAUGUUGACUAAGUUGAAAUUACCUUUUUUUUCCCUGUGAGGCAGGUAAUGUUCAAGGUCCUCUGGGGAAAGGCCAUGAAGCAGAAAUGUGGCUGAAUGCAGGCGGAUGAUGGAGGAUGUGAACGCAUGGCAUCACUAAACCUUUUCCAUGCAUGACUCAGUGCAUCGCUUCAGAUCAGCUGCUACACAGACGUGGUCGUAUGACGGGAUAAGGACAGAUUCAGGAAAGCCAACAAUUAAAAGCAGCUCUUAUUCAGAAACUGUCAGAGGGACAUCUUUGUUUGCACUUAAUAAUAAAGCAGGUGCCAAUGCUGACAGCUGGCUGGAAAGCCUUUUAUUUGAUAMCUUUAGUCUUUUUGUCUCUCAGGCUCAUGUGAGGGAAAUUAGCUUGAGUGGAUAAUGUGCCAUAUUUGAUUAGUGAAAACUGUCUUUUCAUAAAAACCACAGAAUGGCUUUAACGUAUGCCUAUUUUUAUUUUUUUUUUCUGUUUCUCGGAUGAGAAGCUGUUUUUAAUUAAGUCAGCUGAGACAAAUGAAACGUCCUAAUUCGGCUGAUUUCUUGUUCAUCAUUCUUACGGGCUGAGCACUGCCGUUGAUUUUUUUUUUCGACUGCCAUGUCGUAAAAAAACUAAAAACUUUUAUCAUGCUCAAAGCUUUCACUUCCUUUUAUAGUUGUCAGAAAAUUGCAUUAGGCUUCAUAUGUUACCGUCACGCAAUCUAGUUUCUGAGCAGAAGAGUAGUUGUUAAUCCCGUCACUGAGCUGAGUUGGGCUAAAGGUUUGCCACCUGAUUGGACCCAAUUUCCAAAGAUGGUACAAAAGACUUAAUCUGUGAAAUAUCUGUGAAUUUUGUAUACAAGAUUUAAAAUAAAAAAGACUAAUAAUGUCAGUGUUAAAUACUUCUAUCAAUGUUUUUUUUUACUCAGCCUGAUCUCUUGGUUUGUCUGUGUGCUUAUUGGUUUUCAGCUGUUUAACUUGUUUUUAGGGGGAAAUCCAGGGAUCAACCUUAAAUAUUUGCAAAGGAUUAUGAACAGAGAAAGCUUAACUUCGUGUACUACAUUAAAGAAAAAAAAACAAUGUUA